AGGAACGACUUUGACGGCGACGCACAAGGUACAGAGUUACUGAUGAAGCAGCCAGUCCAGCUUCGAGUUGCCCCGCUACAUAAACCGCACUUAAAUCGACCCGGGAGAGGAACAGAACAGAGUGGACAGAGUCCAGGGAAACUGGAAGAAGAAUCUGGAUUUUAACGGAAAGAGAACCAUCAUAUUAAAUAAUCACAAGAGGCUCCGCGAUUCAAAACAGGCUUCGGGGACACCCGUUCUAGAUUUGCGCGAGUGUUGGACAGCUGCAGCCGACUUCAACUUCUUUGUCGGGUUCUGUAAAUAAUUGUCAACAAACUUGGACCCGUUAUUUAACCUUCAACCGUUUUCCGUUUCUCUGGGCUUUAUUCUGUCAAUUUUAAGCCUGUUACACAAAGCAGUUCAGUAAAUGACUGACAUAUUACGGUUAAAGUCACUAUGCGUGCUUUGUGAGCUGGCUUCUGGUGCAGUGACACCAACAUGCCACUUCCAUAAAGCUGGUUGUUAGGAAAUUACUUUUUAUCGGCUAAUCCUGAUACGGAAUUGUGAGUAAAAUUGGGACACGGCCGCAAGUAAUAAUAGGCAACCUAAGCGUUUUAGAAAUCUUGGCAACAGUGCCAGACUUCUCUGAUCCCCCUCCUGGGACUGUGGUCAAUUCAAACAGAACUGUGGAGAAGACUUGUAGUUUGGCAGUCAAAAGGACAACCUUUCGAACAGCUGCAACACCUCUGUCUACUCGAGUGAACCUUUGUUUCUGGAAGCGAUACUGACGGAGUUGAUGAAUGUCAUUGUCUGUAUUGAUGUCCUCGCCAUAGCAAAUGUAAAAUUAGUUCCUCUUAACAUUUAUAGUAUUUCUGAGGAACUCCUUGGAAGGUGACCAACAUAAACUAUUCUUAACAACUUGAAGCACGUCUUUGUACCCAGUGGCACAGUGGACAAUUGGACAAGGUAUCCAUUUCCUUGUCCGGGGUUUUGGCAAGCCAAGAGUYGGCUAUGGCAUCCUCAUGGGAAAACUGGAUUUGCUUACUCUGGAGACGGACGUUAGUUCCCUCUCUCCUCGUGCUUUGGGUCACCUGUCUCGGGACACACGGAGGAGAAGAUGACGCUUUUAAUGCAGAGUCAUGGCUGCGGAUGUAUGGCUACCUACCUCAGGCCAGCAGACAGAUGUCCACCAUGCGGUCAGCUCACAUCCUUUCCAAUGCCGUCAGCGACAUGCAGCGUUUCUACGGCCUGGCGGUCACCGGCGCCAUGGACCACGGCACGGUGACAGCCAUGCGGAGGCCGCGCUGUGGAGUCCCAGACAAGUUUGGGGGUCAGAUCAAGACCAACGUUCGGCGCAAACGUUAUGCACUCACUGGCCACAAAUGGAACAAGAGCCACCUCACCUACAGUAUACAGAACUACACACCAAAGAUCGGGGAGUACAACUCGUAUGAGGCCAURCGUAGGGCCUUCAAGGUGUGGCAGAAGGUGACCCCGCUGACCUUCGAUGAGAUCCCCUACCAGGAGAUCAAAUAUGGCCGCAGGAAGGAGCCUGACAUCAUGAUCUUCUUUGCCUCGGGUUUCCAUGGAGACAGCUCACCCUUCGAUGGCGAGGGCGGGUUCCUGGCCCACGCCUACUURCCUGGUCCUGGUAUGGGUGGUGAUACUCACUUUGACUCUGAUGAGCCGUGGACCAUCGGCAAUGGGAACUUGCAAGGUAAUGAUUUGUUCCUUGUUGCGGUACAUGAGCUGGGCCAUGCCCUGGGCCUGGAACACUCCAACAACCCAAUGGCCAUCAUGGCUCCUUUCUACCAGUGGAUGGAAACGGACGACUUUCAACUGCCUGAGGAUGACCUCAGAGGAAUACAACAGAUCUAUGGUCAGCCAGACGGUACACCCACCCAGGCUCUUCCCACUGUCACUCCUCGCCGGCCAGCCCAGCCAGACCCCAAACCCCCCAACGCUCCACCCAACUCUCCCCCCAACUCUCCCCCCAAGUCACCCCCCAACUCUCCUCCCAACACUCCCCCCAGAUCUCCCCCUAACUCUCCCCCCAACGCCCCACCCCGGAAGCCAGACAAUCCCCGCACGACUGACCGCCCGGACCACUACGGCCCAAACAUCUGUGAAGGAAACUUCGACACGGUCACCAUGCUCAGGGGAGAGAUGUUUGUGUUCAAGGGUCGCUGGUUCUGGAGGGUGCGGAGGAACAGGGUCCUGGACAACUACCCAAUGCCCAUUGGUCACUUCUGGAGGGGACUGCCUGGGGACAUCGAUGCAGCCUACGAGAGACACGAUGGGAAAUUUGUCUUCUUUAAAGGGAAUAAGUACUGGUUGUUCCGGGAGGCAAACCUGGAGCCUGGUUACCCCCAGGAGCUGACAGACUACGGCAGGGACAUCCCCUAUGACAAGAUAGAGACAGCCAUCUGGUGGGAACCAUCAGGUUUCACAUACUUCUUCAAAGGAGACUGGUACUGGCGCUUUAACGAACAGUCCCGUGCGGUAGACAAGGACUACCCCAAGCCAAUCAGUGUGUGGGGCUCUGCGGUCCCGUCCUCUCCCAAGGGGGCUUUCCUCAGCGAUGAUGGAGCUUAUACGUAUUUCUACAAGGGAUCCAAGUACUGGAAGUUUGACAACCACCGGAUGAAGAGUGAGCCGGGCUACCCUAAGUCCAUCCUGAGGGACUUCAUGGGCUGCAGUGUGGACCUGGACCCAGACAGAGACAGGGACACCGACGCGGGCCGCAAGGUCCCCGACGUGGAUCGCCCGCCCUUCAACCCUGACGCAGGCCGGGACAAGGAGAAGGACAAGGAGCGGGACAAGGAUCAGGACCGUACCAACGAUGUAGACUAUAKGGACGAGAGAGAAGAGGAGACCAACGAGGUGGACGUGGUGCUGAAGAUCGACGAGAGCGAGACGCGCACUAUGAACAUCAUCAUGGUGACAGUACCUCUGGUCCUGGUGCUGUGCAUCUUGGGACUGAUCUACGCCAUCAUCAACACACUGAAGAGGAAAGGAACUCCCAAACUUCUGGUCCACUGCAAACGCUCCAUGCAGGACUGGGUGUGACCUCUGACCCACUUAAUAACCCCCCAUUUGAAUCCUAUCCUCAUUCCUCUAUCUUCUCAUCCAAAACAUGGUAGUAGAGACAUAAGUGCAAAUACAUACACACAUAUGCACACACACACUCACACACACAGCAAACAUAAACACACUCCUAACUCGUCCCCCUCCCAUGGUGCUCUCCCCAAUGACUUGUCUGUAGUCUAUUUAUAUCAGAACGUUUGCACAUUGUUUUUUGUUUUUGUUUGGUUCAUGUUGUGUGUGAGUCUUUUUUUCUAAACCAGGAAGUGUCUGCAUUAUUCUCUCUCUCUCUCUCUCUGCCCGUUACAGCGGGUUUCUCUGAGAUAACUUCCAUCUGGUCCUUGGAUUAGCCUUUGAAAGGCAAACAGAGACAAAACAGAGCGAUAGAGAGAGACUGCAGCGCAGAAUGAAGGGAGUGAAGGAGGUUUGAUUCUGUGAAAAGCAGAGAGCCCCCCCCUCCCUCCCUCUCCCACCCCUCCCUCCCACCUCCUCCCUCACUCAGGACUCCUUCAGCUGAAGCAGGCCUACUGCACGUCAGGUAUCAACAGGAGAGAGAUCAGUGUAAAUAGUGUCACUUUUGAACUGCAACUCACCCAAUGCCUUUUAUUACGAGACCUUCCAUGUUGAACAGCCACUAACUUAACUUUUGGUUUGCUCAUCUGUUUUUAAUUCAAGGGCACCAUGGAUGAUAUUGGAAAUCUUGUCCAUACUUUAUAGACAACUUUCACAAAUGUUUGGCUUAUUCAACCAAACAUGGUCCCGUGGUGCCUUUUUCAUUUCUAACCUUGUUUCGGUCCUAUUAACCAUGGCAAUGAGAGUUUGAGUUGUUAUGAUAGGGAAGGGUUGGAAAAGAAAGGUGCUUGUUUCCUUUUUUUAGUUUUUUUAAGACAAAGGCAAUUCACUGUGAAAUGACUCUGUGUGGGACUUGGAGGAGCAGUUGAGGUACCGAGGUAGGAGAGAGACAGGUGGUAUUGAACGAAUAUCCACUGGGCAAAAACGAAUUGAAUCAAUGUUGUUUUCACAUCAUUUCAAUGUGAGGAUGUUGAAUCAAUGUGGAAAACUGAUUGGAUUUGCAAAAAGUCACCAACGUAAGGGAAUCAAAUUUUCCCACCAAACUUUUAACCUAAAUCCAARCCAGCUAGCACAUUUGGUUCCUUGGAAGUUGUGGGAACAGAAGUUUUUGGUUAUCCAUUGGUUCUGGGAAAGAYGCCAUACAUUUCCUGAAUAGUAAAACGGAAUGUCUUUUAAACGUUCUGAGAAUGGAAAUGAAKAUMUUGCCUGUUCUGGGAACYUUCAUUUGUAGGUUGCAGGGAGGUUGUGAGAACUUUUUACUAUGGUUCCCUGAAAGUUUUCCUGUGAGGUUUUAUUAAUGUUCUGAGGUGGAAAUUAUAGGUUAUUUGAAGGUAAUUAAAUAAAGUUCUGGGAAUAAGACUUUUAAUACUACUGCUAGCUUAGGUUAACUGUUAUGAACUCCAAGCACAGAUAGGACACAUGGAAAUUCACCUUCUUAGGAACUUAUGAUAUUCUGCUCUCUCUCCAUGGACUUAGURCAUUGAUGCUGAGAACAGAAUGUAUGUUUUUAAAUAACAUUCUUAGAACGUUCUUUAAARGUUACUAAUGUUUUAUUGUGGGAUUUUAUGGAACAUUUUAUGAAUGUUUCUGAGAAAAUGACUUUCAAUAGAACCAUGAGGAAACCUGCAGAAAACUUUAUGCUGAAGUACUGAAAUUCCCACGGAAGAACGUUGUUUCUUAACGUUCUCUGGACGUUCUGAGAACAUAACUUUAAAUAGAACCKUGAGAAAACCUGUAGAAAAAGUUAUUCUGAAGUACCGAAAUUCCCACAGAAGAACUUUGUUUCUUAACGUUCUCUGAACAAUUGGAGAACAUUACUUUAAAAAGAACCAUGAGGAAACCUAUYGGAAACAGUACUGACAUUCCAACCUAAGAAAUAUAUGGUUCUCAGAACUUUAUGUGCUAGCUGGGUACCCUGCACCAUUCCCAGAACAUUGUGGGAAGGUUUUAUGCAAAAUAACCAUAGGACAACCACGCUCUCACCAAGCUCAAAGAAAUGUGAUUCUCAGAACAUUAUGCGCUAGCUGGGAAUGACAUGCUGAAAUGUUUUGUUGAUUUCAUGUUGAAUUGAAGUUAGUUGACAACUCAACCAAAAUUAAAUCAAACUAGAGUUUGAAAUAACAUCUGUGCCCAGUGGGUAAGAGAUUGACUAACACUUUUCAUCGGAGAAAUACUUGGAACAAGCGAUACUUCAGCCUCCUGAAAUGUUUUAAUAAAUAUAAUUCAAGUAAUGCA
This is a messenger RNA of Salvelinus sp. IW2-2015, 5370 nucleotides long. Its product is annotated as matrix metalloproteinase-15. The record is from RefSeq and is a predicted model, not a curated record. Gene Ontology annotation, cellular component: extracellular matrix. Gene Ontology annotation, molecular function: zinc ion binding; metalloendopeptidase activity. NCBI's taxonomy places the organism in Eukaryota, Metazoa, Chordata, Actinopteri, Salmoniformes, Salmonidae. Gene Ontology annotation, biological process: extracellular matrix organization; proteolysis; collagen catabolic process.